Cicer arietinum (chickpea) is the source of this 1302-nucleotide messenger RNA. RefSeq lists its product as uncharacterized. Lineage: Eukaryota; Viridiplantae; Streptophyta; Magnoliopsida; Fabales; Fabaceae. The record is from RefSeq and is a predicted model, not a curated record.
AUGGAAACCAUCCCAGCUUAUCAUGAGAAUAGUUUGAUAAAUGGGAUAAUGAUUUUUUAUAGACUAUUUUGGGCUUUCGUUCCGUGUAUAUCUGCGUUUAAAUUCUGCAAACCAAUGGUACAAGUUGAUGGGACUUGGCUGUACGACAAGUACAAAGGAACUCUAUUGGUAGCAGUUGCACAAGAUGGGAACGACAACGUAAUUCCUAUUGCUUAUGCUAUUGUGGAAGGUGAGACAAAAGAAGGUUGGAGUUUCUUUUUGAGAAAUUUGAGAAAAUUUGUCACUCCACAAGCCAACAUUUGUUUGAUUUCCGAUAGACAUGAAUCUAUUAAGAGUGCUUAUAAUAAUCCGAAUAAUGGGUGGCAAGAUCCUCCGUCAAAGCAUAUGUUCUGCGUCCGACAUAUUGCACAAAAUUUUACAAGGGAAUUUAAAGACAAUGCUUUGAAGAAAAAAGUUAUUUCUAUGGGUUACUCUAUCAACGAGCCUACAUAUCGAUACUACCGUAGAGAAAUCGACAUGCUAAAUCCGGAUUCUUUGAAAUGGUUAGACAACAUACCUCGACAAGAUUGGAUUCAAGCAUUCGAUGGAGGUAGUCGUUGGGGUCAGAUGACAACCAACCUUGUGGAGUCAAUCAACGCAGUAUUAAAAGGCCCGCGCAACCUUCCCAUCACUGCUUUGGUGCAAUCGACUUAUUUUAAAACAGGGACACUAUUUCCAACCACGGGAAAACAACACGCAUCAAUUUUAGCUUCUGGUCAAGUAUACACAAAACCUUGCAUAGAUUUUAUGAAAUUCGAAAUAAGUAAAUCCAAUAGUCAUAGGGUGGAUAGUUUUGAUCGGAGCAACCAUACUUUCAUGGUGCACGAGACAGUGGUUCCAAGAGAAGGGCGACCAAUUGCAGCAUGCUCUAGCAUAAAGUAUAAUUAUUGGAGCCUUAUACCUGAUGUGUAUAAAGUGGAAUCGGUAUUAAAAGUCUAUGAUGAAGUGUUCCAACCCAUACCAAACCAAGGAUAUUGGCCACAAUAUGAAGGUGUUAAGCCUUUUGAUCAUUUGUAUUGCAGUGUUCCACCCUUAUCCUGCCCUUCAUUACUUGAUCCCUUAGGAAAUGGAAUCUUGUCUAUAGCUGAUUUAUUGUAUAUAUUCAUCUUCACUGCAUUAUUACUUCUUAGUCCCAGUUCUGCCAUCAAUUCUGCCAGCCACACAACUUUGCAUGCUCCCAUGGAUGCAACCACAUACUCAACUUCACAAGUAGACAAUGCGACUAUGCUUUGCUUCCUUGAACACCAUGAGAUUGGUGACUAA